UGGAUACACAAUGUAUCUUGAUAUUGUGUGUGCCAUAUAACAACGACGACGACGAGGAUAACUACGUGUUUGUUAAUCGUGAAUAAUGGUGUUGAUUAUGGUGAUGUUAAAAUGACCUGUAGGUGUUUUUGUGUUUAGAUUCUUUUUCUCUCUCUAUAGUUCUGUGUGUGCGUUUUGACGAGAGAGAGAGAAUCCCAGUGAUUCAUUAUUCUUUAUGGUGUUUUUCAGUGUUUGCUUCAAGUGUUCAUCCAAUUCUGAUAAUUAUCAAAUCAAUCCUCAUCCUCAUCAUCAACAGCAACAGCAUCAACAAAAAAAUCAUCCAAAAUGAGUAAAUAUCUGUCACCAACAACAACAACAACAUUAACUUUUUCAUCACUUUUAUUCUAUACAUCACUUAUUACAUUAAUAGUUGAUGUAAUGUCAGCUAGAUUACCAGAUAUUUAUUGGAAUUCAACAAAUCCAAUAUUUCGUAUCGAUAAUACUGAUCAUAUAAUCGAUGUAAAUCGUGGUAAUGCUGCAUUCGAAUAUGAUCAAAUUAAUAUUAUUUGUCCAAUGUAUUCAAAAGGAACAAGAGAAGAUGAUAUUGAAACAUAUAUCAUUUAUAAUGUUUCCAAAGAAGAAUAUGAUGGUUGCCAUAUUGCUAAUCAAGCAUUAGCUCGAACAAUAGCUGUCUGUGAUAAACCAUAUUUAAAUCGUUAUUAUACGGUUACAUUUCGUCCAUUUACACCGCAACCAGGUGGAUUAGAAUUUCAUCCCGGACAAGAUUAUUAUUUUAUUGCAUUAUCAGCAAAAAAUGGAGAUAUUUCUAAUCAUUGUCAUAAAUAUCAUAUGAAAGUUGUAUUCAAGGUGUGUUGUGGUAAUAAUCAACAACAACAACAACAACAACAAUCGACACAAUCAACAUCAAGUGCCGUUCAUCGACCAUCAUCAUCAUCAACAUCUAUUGUUUCUAAACCUGAACCAGUGAUCAACAAUAAUGGAAUUAAUGCUGCUUCAAAUACAAUCAUCAAUAAUUCGACUAUUGCUCCAGCCAUUAGCAGCAGUAUUAGCAGUACAUCAAUGCCACAACAAAGUUCAACAUUUUCAUUUGUUGAAUUUAUACCUGGACAUAAUAAUAAUCCAAAUAAUAUUGGUAUAGCUACCUAUAAAGGUGUUAUUAGUAAUGGUGUUGGAGGUAUUGGUCAACAAAAUUCAACAAUGUUUCCAAUGAUUGUUCGUCAUCCAAAACCAACACGUUCAUCAUCUGCAACAACGGCUUCACCAAUUUCAAUCAUUUCAUCAAUGUCGAAUCAUCAUCAUAACAAUCAUCAUAAUAAUAAUCAUCAUCAGAGCUCUUCACCAUAUAGCAAUAAUAAUAGUAAUAAUAAUCAUGAUAAUAAAAUUGGUCAUCGAUUUUAUGGUGAUCAACGUGGUGGUGGUGGUGGUGGCCGAUAUUCAAAUAUUCCACAACAUUAUCCGAGCUUGUUUUCAACUGAACGUCCAUCAUCACAUGGUUCACAAAUUAAUCCAGUUACAAAUCGUAUACCACAUGUACCAUAUCAUCCUUAUCAUCCUAGGCAAUUAACAUCAACAUUAAGGCCUGUACAUGUUGGUUGGCGUCCACAUCCAAUACCAAAUAAUCAUCAUCAAGAUCAUAAUCCACCAAUACGAUUAUCCGAUCAACGUAGUAUUGGUUAUAAAGGAAUUUAUCGACCAAAUGAUAAUAAUCGUGAAAAAAGUGAUGGAUUAAAUAGCCAUUCACAAUCAACAUUAUUAUUAAGGCAAUCAUCAACAAUAACAAUAUUGACAAUCAUUGUAUCGAUUAGUUUUUGGACAUCAUCAUCAUUAUUAUGAUAAUGUUGUUGACAACAUCCGAAUUUCGAAAAACUUCAGGAGUCAUCUAGCCAGCCGGCCAUACGGUACCGCCAAAUCUU
Dermatophagoides pteronyssinus (European house dust mite) is the source of this 1913-nucleotide messenger RNA. It is a transcript of the gene Ephrin, whose product is annotated as ephrin. Gene Ontology annotation, biological process: ephrin receptor signaling pathway; axon guidance. Gene Ontology annotation, cellular component: plasma membrane. The record is from RefSeq and is a predicted model, not a curated record. Gene Ontology annotation, molecular function: ephrin receptor binding. Lineage: Eukaryota; Metazoa; Arthropoda; Arachnida; Sarcoptiformes; Pyroglyphidae.